Molecule: messenger RNA, 1512 nt
Organism: Monoraphidium neglectum
Lineage: Eukaryota; Viridiplantae; Chlorophyta; Chlorophyceae; Sphaeropleales; Selenastraceae
Exons: 13
Coding region: 1-1512 (503 amino acids)
Molecular function (GO): 5'-nucleotidase activity
Source: RefSeq, a predicted model, not a curated record
AUGGGCGCACAAUGCGCGGCCGUGGUGCAACGCCGCCGGCUCCAACCCUUUCACGCCGCGGCCCGCGACGACAGCGGUGCAGCCCGCGCGCCGCCUCCCCGCACCACUGAGGGCGCGCUGGCCGCUACCACGGGGGAUCCUCAGCUGCCACUGGUGACACAGCUGGAGGGGGGCGACAAGGCCGACACGUUUGUGACGUCUGCGGGGGUGGUGCAGGACGUGGAGGAGGAGGAUGCACGGUUUGACUACCUGGGUGAAACCACUGAGGGCAACCUGCACUUUGUGCAACGCCUAAAGCGCGCCGGAGUGGUCAACCUGUUUGGGCUGGAGUCACUCGAGGGUAUCGUCACGACGGACCUGGAGUCACUGCAGGGCGCAGUCCAGGAGGUGUUGGACUGCCUGGAUGUUCCCCCGGACUACAGCACCAGCCGGCCAGACCGUGCUAUCUACUGCAGUCGCACUCUCAACCUGCGGUCUAUCAAGUGCAUUGGCUUUGACCUCGACUAUACGCUGAUCCACUACGAUGUCGAUGCGUGGGAGGGCCGUGCCUAUGAGUACGGCGUGGAGGCUCUUAGGCAGCUGGGGGUUCCGGUGGAGGGGCUGCGCUUCGACAGCAGCCUCGUCAUACGCGGCCUAAUCAUGGACAAGGAGCUGGGCAACCUUAUUAAGGUCGACAGGUUUGGGCUCGUGAAGCGUGCUAUGCAUGGUACGCACAUGAUGGGCUGGCAGGACAUCCGCGAGGCGUACGGCCGUGAGGUGGUCAACCUGCGCAAUGAGGGCCGCUGGGUGUUCCUCAACACACUCUUCUCAAUCAGCGAAGCCGUGCUCUUCUGCCAGCUUGUUGAUCGUCUUGACCAAGGUGCCUUCAGCUUUGGUGCUGGUGGUGGCCCUGGUGGCAGCCAGCUGACGUACCAGGGGCUGUACCGCAUGGUGGCCAAGGCGCUGUACCGCACACAUGUCGAGGGCAAGCUCAAGGGAGAGAUCAUCAAGGAUCCAUCCCGCUUUGUCGAGCUUGAUCCCGACAUGGCACGCACCCUGCUGGACCAGAGGGACAGUGGCAAGAUGAUGCUGCUCAUCACCAACAGCGACUACCAGUACACGUCCACGCUUAUGGCCUACGCUUACGACAGGUUCCUGCCAGACGGCAUGACGUGGCGCGACCUCUUCGACAUGGUGAUCGUGAUGGCGCGCAAGCCAGACUUCUUCAGCUACAACAUGUCGCUGUACGAAGUGGUCACUGAGGACGGCCUCAUGCGGCCGGUGCUGGCAGCAAAACGAGGAGGCCUCUACUGUGGCGGCAGCGCGCGUAUGGUUGAGAAGGCCCUGGGUGUUGAGGGUGAUGACAUCCUGUACGUUGGGGACCACAUCUACACAGACGCAGCACUGGCCAAGAUCAACUUCAGGUGGCGCACGGCCCUGAUCCUGCGUGAGCUGGAGGAAGAGGUGGACGCUCUGGCCAGGGGCAGGCCACACCGCGCCAAGCUCAAGGAGCUCAUGGCCAAGAAGGUUUGA